AUGGAGCCCCCGACUCCUCCCUUCGACUUCCCCCGCGAAUACUACUUCCCCGCCUUCUUUACCCGCCAAGUAAACCUGACCUCCCUACGCGCACAGCACGAAAAAUGGUCCUCUCUAAUCCUAUCCUACUGCGCACACCACCGACUCUUCAAGCUGUCUUUAUCCUCCCCCGCGACCGAAGACCUGUUCCACAACCGCAAGCUGAACAAGCGACUCAGCACUGCCGACGCGCGCGAGGUGCUCGACUUUAUGCGUAAGGACGGGCUCGUCGAAGAUGUGGGAGGCGGGAGCAGCGGCGGAAAGUCGGGUGAGGCGGGGGGAGAUGUCGUUUGGGUUUAUUGGAAGACGCCGGAGGAGUGGGCGCGCGCUCUAGAGGAGUGGGUUGAUGAGACGGCGCAGAAGGGGACGGUGUUGACGUUGUAUGAAUUGACUGAGGGAGAGGGGACGAGGGGUACGGAAUUCCACGGCAUGGAUCCGGAAAUGAUGCAAAAAGCGCUGCAAGUCCUCGUCAAUCGGGGCAAGGCGCAAAUAUUCGGACAGGAAGACCAACAAGGCGUCAAGUUCUUCUAG
Molecule: messenger RNA, 570 nt
Organism: Pseudomassariella vexata
Lineage: Eukaryota; Fungi; Ascomycota; Sordariomycetes; Amphisphaeriales; Pseudomassariaceae
Product: vacuolar protein-sorting-associated protein
Exons: 2
Coding region: 1-570 (189 amino acids)
Biological process (GO): protein transport to vacuole involved in ubiquitin-dependent protein catabolic process via the multivesicular body sorting pathway
Cellular component (GO): ESCRT II complex
Molecular function (GO): protein homodimerization activity; structural molecule activity
Source: RefSeq, a predicted model, not a curated record